GGCAAUAAGACGGGCCAUUUUAUAACAAGCUUACCUAUAUAGCCAUUUAGAAAUCACAAUUGUCCAUAUGUAGGUACACACCUAUUUGUAUGUAAUGAUUUGAAUAUUUCUCGACUCUAAUACACGAAGUAUGUUACUCGUUCGGAUACAUAGUUUUAGUAUAUCUGGCAGUACAUGAAAAGAAACUAAGCAAAGGACUUCCUUCACUCCACUUGCAUAACCUUCGUGAAGGAUGAAGAAGGUGGUUGUAUUUGGCGCCACGGGAAACACUGGCCUGUGCUGUACCCAAGCUGCUCUCAAACUUGGUGAAUAGAAGGGCCAGAUAACUGUAUGAUGAUGCAUAACGUGGCACAAAACAUUCUACGUGCAGCAAGGUCAAGUUUGGGUCAGACUGCAUGGCAUAGGGUAUCAGCACGAGGACUUUGCUCAUCUAGUCCUGAUAUUGUAAUUGAGAAACUCUCGGGUGACUGUGAGGGGAUAGCAGUGUUUGGUCUCAACCGUCCACAAGCUAAAAAUGCUAUCAGCAAGAAUUUAUUAAAGGAGUUCAAGGAAGGCAUUGACAAUGUCCGUCAUGACCGCAGUGUGAGAGUGGUGCUCCUGCGCUCCAUGGUGCCGGGGGUAUUCUGUGCUGGGGCAGACCUAAAGGAACGUGCAAAGAUGAAACCAGAAGAAGUUGGCCCAUUCGUUACCAAGGCACGUGCAUGCAUUUCUGACCUUGAAAAUUUGCCCAUGCCAGUGAUUGUAGCUUUGGAUGGAGUAGCUUUGGGAGGUGGACUGGAGAUAGCCUUGGCCUGUGAUCUACGAGUGGCUGCUACUACUACAAAGAUGGGCCUUGUAGAAACCAAGUUGGCCAUUAUUCCAGGAGCUGGAGGAACGCAGAGGCUUCCACGUGUUGUAGGAAGUGCAAAGGCCAAGGAGCUCAUUUUUACUGCUGCCAUUGUUAAUGGUGAAGAAGGUGAGGAGAUUGGUUUGGUAAAUUAUGUUGUUCCUCAGAAUGAAACUGGAGAUGCAGCCUACCUUAGAUCUCUUGAGCUGGCCAAGAAAAUAAUUCCCAAUGGGCCCAUUGGAGUGAAAAUGGCAAAAGUUGCCAUAUCACGUGGUAUGGAAGUUGAUCUUUCCACUGGCUUGUCUAUUGAAGAAGCUUGUUAUGCACAGGUGAUACCCACCAAAGAUAGGAUUGAAGGACUUACAGCCUUCAGGGAAAAGAGGACCCCUAAUUACAAAGGAGAAUAAGAAACUGAAUUAAAAAAUAUAAAUAAUUUUAUUGUAAAUUUCUUAUUACUCAACUGGAUUGUUGAUUAAUAUAUAUAUAUAUAUAUAUAUAUAUAUAUAUAUAUAUAUAUAUAUAUAUAUAUAUAUAUAUAUAUAUAUAUAUAUAUAUAUAUAUAUAUAUAUAUAUGCAUGCAUAAUUUCCCUAUUUAUAUAUGCCUACUGGAAUAAACAACAAAAUAAAAAGUUGAUAAAAUUUCAUGACUCAAAAUGUAAUUUCUGAUCCUUUUGUAUGUUGACCUCUGGGAACCUCUUUGUCUUCUCAGGUUGUUAAAUAGUAUGGGAUGGUGAUAUUGAGUAUUGCUCAUUUUCAGCCAUCUUGCAGCUCAGACUUGUAUGAUAUAUAUAUAUAUAUAUAUAUAUAUAUAUAUAUAUAUAUAUAUAUAUAUAUAUAUAUAUAUAUAUAUAUAUAUAUAUAUAUGGGAGGGAGUAUUUUAUUAUCAUUUAUUUAAUUAAUUAAUUAAUUAAUUUUCUUUUUAUAUGUGAGGCUCUCUCCCAAGCAAGUGAAAUGAUGGUACACAGAAAACUACAUGACUGCACCUAAACUACAAUAAAUGCUGCUGAUUAUAAAUAUUGUCUAAUAGAAUGAAAUAGGUAAAAGUUGCAUUGACCUAAUGCCUACACUCAGGAAGAGAAUAUGUAUUUUGGCAAAUUGCAUCCUCUAUGUAUGUGUUUCCAUAACUUAAAUUGAGAUUUUUGUACAUUAUUGGGAAUUGUUAUAAUUGAUUUUUUUAAUCACAAAAUUAUAUUCUCUUGCUUUUUUGUAAAUUUGCAUUCAUGUCCUUUGUGUUCAUUCUUAAAAUUUAAAGAUAUGAAUAUAUGAAUCUGACACAAGUUCAUCUUUAUUUACUUGAUGUAGUGUUUACUGGAUUAUUUUCUUGAUGUGGUGUUUACUGGGUAACUGUCUUGUCAUCAACUUUUUAAUAAUUAGGAAUGGUUAACCAAUGGUUAACCACUGUAUCACCUGUUUCAAUUUAAUUGUUCAUUUGACAGGAAAUGUGUCAAAUGUCCCAGAAGGAAUUUAUUUUAUACAAAGUUUUGGAUUUCUUUGAAUUGCUUUGGCUUUUCUCAUCAUUAAGAUAUGUAGUUUAUACAUGUAAAAAUUCUUGGAAAAAUAAGUAUACAUUCAAUAUGGAUGUAUAAAUAUAUGUAUGCAUGCAUAAACUUUGUGUGGGAUCUGAUAUGCUACAUAGUAACAUAGCUUGGACAGUAUUGUACGUGAUUAUUUUUGUUAUAUAGUACAGUAAAGAAUUUUGUGUAUUAAAGUUGUACUUUUUA
Molecule: messenger RNA, 2547 nt
Organism: Scylla paramamosain (green mud crab)
Lineage: Eukaryota; Metazoa; Arthropoda; Malacostraca; Decapoda; Portunidae
Product: methylglutaconyl-CoA hydratase, mitochondrial-like
Exons: 2
Coding region: 331-1233 (300 amino acids)
Biological process (GO): fatty acid beta-oxidation
Cellular component (GO): mitochondrion
Molecular function (GO): riboflavin reductase (NADPH) activity; biliverdin reductase [NAD(P)H] activity
Source: RefSeq, a predicted model, not a curated record